GAAUUCAUUCCAUGUUCUGUCCGUAGUCCGGAUAAUAAAGCAUGCCUAAGAAAAACGAUAGCGAUUUCAUAGGAACAAUAGAAGAUGAUGACAAUAUAUCAAUAGAAACGGAGUCAUCUGCUGAUGAAGAUGAGACAACACAUGCUCGAAAAAAACCAAAGAUAAAUAACAAAAAUAAGGCUCCAGAAUUUAAUACUGAAUUCGAAUUUAACUUUGGACAAAAUGAUAAGAUUGAAUUUGAUCGGGAUAUUGCAACUGAAUGGGCAAAAAAGAAAAGAGAGAUUACUAGCCUAGAAGAAAAAAUUGCAAAUGCUAAGAAAAAACACAAAAAUGACACUAAAGACAAUGAUGAAGAUGAAAUGGUAGAUGAAUUAGAUGAGAGUAGUGAUUCAGAUGUAGAAAAACAAAAACCUGAUAAAUUGAAGCUUAAGGAGAAGAAACUUUCAAAGAAGCGUAAAAAAGAAAUGGCAGAAGUAGAAAUUGAUAAAAUACAAUAUUCUAAAGAAAUUAAUGAAUAUGAUAGAAGUUUAGGAUUUUCCGAUAUGAAUAUAUCUAGACCUAUUUUAAAGGCAUUAAGUGGAAUGAACUUCAAUAAACCAACUCCCGUUCAAACUGCUUGUAUUCCUGUUGCUCUUCUUGGUAAAGAUGUAUGCGCUUGUGCCGCUACCGGUACUGGUAAAACUGCAGCUUUCAUGAUUCCAACACUGGAGCGUUUACUGUAUAGGCCUACCCAAACUCCAACAACUAGGGUUUUGGUGUUGGCACCUACGAGAGAAUUAGCUGUUCAAAUUUAUCAAGUUUCGAAGCAAUUAGCAGCCAAUGUAAAUGUUCAUAUAUCUUUAUCUGCUGGUGGUAUGGAUGUUAAAGCUCAAGAAGCAGCCUUAAGACUAGGUCCAGAUAUCGUUAUAGCAACACCUGGUCGUUUAAUAGAUCAUCUUCAUAACGCGCCUAACUUUCAUUUAAAUUCUGUAGAGGUUCUCAUUCUUGAUGAAGCAGAUAGGAUGCUCGAUGAAUAUUUCGCUGAACAAAUGAAAGAAGUUAUAAGAUUGUGUUCCAAAACUAGACAAACUAUGCUAUUUUCUGCCACAAUGACAGAAGCUGUCAAAGACUUGGCGGCUGUAUCCUUGCAAGAUCCCGUUAAGGUUUUUGUCAAUCAAAAUACGGACGUUGCGUUUAAUUUAAGACAAGAAUUUAUAAGGAUUAGAGAGGGGAGUGAAGGCGAUAGAGAGGCAAUCAUUAUUGCCCUUCUCAAAAGAACAUUUCAUUCGGAAGUUAUACUCUUUGUACAAACUAAGAAGCAGGCUCAUCGAUUGCAUAUUUUACUUGGUCUUAGCGGUAUCAAGGUUGCCGAACUUCAUGGAAAUCUUUCACAGGCUCAAAGAUUAGAAUCUUUAUCCACAUUUAAACAUGGCGAAGUUGAUGUUCUUAUAGCAACAGACGUAGCUGCAAGAGGAUUGGAUAUUGCUGGUGUAAAAACUAUCAUAAACUUCACGAUGCCCAAUAGUUUACCUCAUUAUAUUCAUCGAGUUGGUCGAACGGCUAGAGCUGGUCACAUUGGACGAUCUGUUUCCCUGGUUGGUGAGAGUGAAAGAAAGUUGCUUAAGGAAAUCAUUAAAAAAACUAGAAAAGGUGUUAAGAAUCGUGUUAUUCCGGCUAACGUUAUAGCAAAAUAUCGCGAUAAAGUGGUUUCAUUCGAAGGGGAUAUAAAAGAUAUCUUGGAACAAGAAGAUGAGGAGAGAGAAAUUAGAUCGACUGAAAAUAAAAUGAAUAAAGCGCAAAAAGUUCUUGAUGGUGAUGACGAAAGAAAAAGAACUUGGUUCCAAACUCAUAAAGAGAGACAAGAAGAAAAGUCAAGAAUGAGACUUACUGAACCAAAAAAGAACUCUAGAGUAAUGAUGAAAAUGAUGAAAAAUCAAGAUAAAGCAACACCCGAAACCAGAGUAAAACAAGAAAUUGAUUUAUCUUUAGCAUAUUCAAUCAGACAAUCGAAACGAGACGGAAAGCAGAAGAGGAUACGCGCUUGUGUAGAAAGUGAACCGCCAAAAAAGAAAAAGAAGACUUCUAAGAGUAACGUCACGAGAAAUCUAACAAAGAUUGACAAUAGAAGCGUCAAACAACUACGACAUGGACAUAGACCUAUUGGAAGCGUCGUUAAACGUAUUCUUUCCGAAGUGUUGACAUGUCCAAGGUGCGGCCAAUAUUUUAACGAACCGCGAAUUUUACCAUGCUCCCAUACACUCUGCUCGAAACCUUGUCUAAAAGAGGCCUACAACUCUAAGAGUGAAAGUCUUGAUUGUCCGAUUUGUAAGAAAAGUUUCUCAAGUUUGAAAGAAGAUUUCGAGAAUUAUCCAUUUAAUUUGAACGUUAUAAAUGUUCAAAAGAUCAUUCCAAAUCCUUUAAACAGACAUUUAUGUGUUGAAUUUGACAAUUGCGUCGCCGAAGCAACUCAUAGGUGUCUCACUUGCUGUAAUUUUUACUGUGCCAAAUGUCGAUUACAUCACGAAAAACUACUAGCAGAUCAUAACGUUAUGACCUUAAAUGAUCUAUAUUCUGGUGGCAAGAUUCAAGAAUUACUUGAAUCUGCUGAACUUGCUGAAAAAUGCCAACAACACAAUAACAUACCAGUUACUUUCUUUUGCGUAGACGAUUCCUGUCAAAUAGCGGUUUGUGAUGCAUGUAUUGAAACUGAGCACAAAGGACACAAGAUCAAAGAUCUACAAGCUGUUCGUAAAUCGCAUACUUUAGACUUAAGGAAACAUGGGCGAGAAUUGGAACUUUAUAUUUCCGACAAUGAAAAGUUGGUAGAAAAAGAAAUGGUGAGAAUUCAAGGAAGGGUUGAUCGUACAAGAGAAAAAAUUGAACAAGAAGCAGAUGGUUUAAAGAAUAUCAUUGAAAAAAUUAAAAAUGAUAGAUUAUCCGAAUUGGCAAAGAUUAACGAUGGAAUUGCUGAUUUGGGUGGAAGUGUUAAUGCGAAGCUUAAGAAAUUGAAUGAUACACGAAAUCAACAAGAUCACGUAGUUCCUUUGGGAACAGUUUUUGAUUUGCAAACUAUUGGUGAUCAUUUUCAUUCGAAAGCGUCUAGCUUACAACAACAGACUCAACGCCAUUUGGAGAAUUUAUACGAAAUUAACUUAUCAUUUGAAAAAGGUAGCUCUUUCAAUCGGAUUCAAGAGAUCCUCGAAGCUGAAUUCGGUAAGGUUGUUCCAAGAGGCCUGCCGAAUGGUCAAUAUUCAUUGGAAAAAAAAUAUUCUUUCGGUGGCAUUAGCUUGGAAUCUGAAAUUCGGGUUGGAAACGCUUCGGCGAUAGACGUUUAUGGACAAUGUUUAUAUGUUGCGUCUAGGCAGGACGGUAUUAAGGUAUAUCAUAUGGGCGAUGGUCAACAGAUCACCAAAUGGCCUAUGCCCGAAAUAGGAGAGGGCAAAUGGAAAGUAAGCGGGGUCGCCGUGUUAGAUAAUAAAGUCUACGUAACCUACGAUAACAGCGACGGAAUCGUAAGCGUCCAUGAACUUAACGGUCGGGUUAUUGAACUCUGGAGGAAAAUUUACGGAAAGAAUCAAGUAAACGUAACGGCUAGGGAAAAUUGUGUUGUUCUAUCAAGUCCUAACGAAUCAAAAGUUCUUGUAUAUUCAACCGAUGGAAGACAUCAAUUGACCAUUUCCGAACACCUAAAAACACCAAUUUAUUCUCUACAUUCAAAACAAAAAUUCUACGUUUGCGAUAGCUCUAAAUCAUCAAUACUUGUUUAUGGACCAAGUGGUCGCCAUUUAAACAACAUACCAAUCAAUUGCCGCCCGUCAAGCCUGCUGGUAAAUGACCAAGGUAUAAUUAUGAUUACCGAUUGGCAAGGUCAUAGAAUUUUAUUUACUACGUCAAGCCGUUUCGUAAGAUCAUUAAUUAACCACUCUGAGCAUGGAAUAUGGGCUCCAACUCAAAUUCUUCACCGUCAACCGUCCAAGAUAAUACUCCUUGAAUCAAGUCGAAAUGUCGUAAAAGUAUUCGGUUACAAGACAAGUUAA
Dimorphilus gyrociliatus is the source of this 4016-nucleotide messenger RNA. NCBI's taxonomy places the organism in Eukaryota, Metazoa, Annelida, Polychaeta, Dinophilidae. The record is from the annotation of a GenBank genome assembly.